AUGGCCAGAACAAAGCAAACAGCCUGCAAGGCCACUGGCGGAUCAGCAGGUCGUGUGAGGUUACUGAUAGGCAGCGCUGCAGGAAAUAGUUCGGCUGUUGGGCGACAGGAUGAUGUUGAAGUUUGCGAAGGAUUUCGCCACAAUGAUUUCUGUAUAAUUUGCAGAGAUGGUUCUGUGGACGACGACUUUCUCCUGUUGUGCGAUGAAUGUCCAUGCGUUGUCUGCACCCACUGCAUCAUGAUUCCCCUUGCUUUUGCGCAAGCUGUCCGUGCACCGCAUGUGACCUUUCGCUGUAUCUGCUGUCACGUUACAGGACAGCGCCAAGGAGGCAAUGCCUUGGCGCCAUACUUUGGUUUCUAUAGGAACAACAAGCCGGUACUGGACUCGUUCCUCCCUAUCCGCGCUGCCCUCGAGAUCAACGUGACAUCACAACUCUCUUCCGACACUCUCCUCUUCGUUCAUCUCACCCUGGUGGACUAUGAUACCAUUGGUACCUCAUUCGAACUCACGCAUCAAUUUUUGAUGCCAUACUUUCCCAACGCCGGCAUGGAGUACCACAAGGUAACUUUUGAUGUUGGUACCACCUCCAAGGUCAAGACAUACGAAGACAGCAUGGCGGCCCUGGUGGACAAACUAUCUAGUACCACCUGGAGCCGCAUUGUCUUUGGUAUAUCUAACCAUACUGACAACUCGUCUGGAGACCCAUUUGUAGGGUAUGAAAGAAAGACAUAUGUUGCUACUCCAGUUCAUGAUUUUUUGGCCAUCAUUCUUGGACCAUGGCAGGCUCUCAUUGAUCGCACGCCGGAAUCAUUCCUUUGGCUCUUUUCUUGUGGGGCGCUGGUCAACAAUGCAGAAUCCUUUUCUAAUUUGCGUGUUUCGGUUGCCCAUCAUGGCGUUUCAGCUGCCAUAGCGUUCAACGCUGUCCGAUUCCAACCAAGCUUCUCAGCUCAUCUCUUGCUUGCUUUCUGCGAGCUCGUCCUCAUCCAAUGUCACUCUAUUCAACAAGCAUUCCCCAACAUGCUAGGCCAGUCCUACAAGCUGGGCCGCCAUUCAGACAUGUUUUUGCUGUUAAAGCACGACAUCAACUCUGUUGACGUUUUCAGAUACUGCUGGACUCAUUCUCACCUCUGCCCUUGGGGCAAUUUCCUGCCGCUUCAGUGCCCUGACUGUGGUUUGGUAGACGCUUGGAACUCUGCUAACCACCAGAAGGAAUAUUCGUUUGAGUGUAAGGGUGAAAAUUGCAGGAGGGGUUUUGUGUUUAGUGCGCCAGCUAACUCAAGGGUGCUUAUACCAGGCAAAACUCGUGUUUCCAGUUGGAUUGAGAUCCCUUUGUGA
This is a messenger RNA of Suillus discolor, 1335 nucleotides long. RefSeq lists its product as uncharacterized. Bases 1 to 1335 code for a protein of 444 amino acids. The record is from RefSeq and is a predicted model, not a curated record. NCBI's taxonomy places the organism in Eukaryota, Fungi, Basidiomycota, Agaricomycetes, Boletales, Suillaceae. The transcript has 5 exons.